Molecule: messenger RNA, 1743 nt
Organism: Histoplasma capsulatum G186AR
Lineage: Eukaryota; Fungi; Ascomycota; Eurotiomycetes; Onygenales; Ajellomycetaceae
Product: DUF803 domain-containing protein
Exons: 7
Coding region: 1-1155 (384 amino acids)
Biological process (GO): magnesium ion transport
Cellular component (GO): membrane
Molecular function (GO): magnesium ion transmembrane transporter activity
Source: RefSeq, a predicted model, not a curated record
AUGGCUAUUGGUAGCAGUUUCGUAAUCACUAAAAAGGGCCUAAUGGAUGCUUCUAAUAGACAUGGAUUUGAGGGAGAUGGGUUUUCAUACUUAAAGAGUCCGAUCUGGUGGGGCGGAAUCACAACAUUGGUUCUCGGAGAAAUCGCAAAUUUUGCAGCAUAUGCCUUUGCGCCUGCGAUUUUAGUGACGCCAUUGGGGGCGCUCAGCGUUCUUAUCGGUGCUGUGCUAGGGGCAUAUUUUCUAGGAGAGCGAUUGGGAGUACUCGGAAAGCUUGGUUGUGCUUUGUCAUUACUGGGCUCUGUCAUAAUCGUUCUCCAUGCGCCUCCGGAUGAAGAAAUUGAAACCGUAGAUGAAAUUCUAGAGUAUGCAAUCCAACCAGGUUUCCUUCUGUAUUGCGUGGUGGUUGCCGUAUUUUCAACUGUCAUGAUUUAUCGAGUGGCCCCGAGAUAUGGGAAGAAAAACCCACUCAUAUACAUCUCAAUUUGCUCGACCGUCGGCUCAGUUUCUGUUAUGUCUGUCAAGGCAUUUGGAAUUGCGCUGAAGCUCACUCUGGCUGGCCACAACCAGUUCUCACAUCCAUCUACUUACGCUUUUGCUAUUGUUGUUGUAUGCUGCAUUUUGACACAGAUGAACUAUUUCAACAAGGCUCUAAGUCAAUUUUCGACCUCGAUAGUGAAUCCCUUAUAUUAUGUCACAUUUACGACAGCAACGCUAUGCGCCUCUUUCAUCCUCUUCCAUGGCUUCAACACCACUGACCCUGUCAACACUAUAUCCCUUCUCUGUGGCUUCCUUGUUAUCUUCGCCGGGGUUUACCUACUGAACUUGUCCAGGAGUGACCCAGAUGGCAUUUCGCUUGCUGGAAAAACCAACGAGGACGACGGUGUCCCUACCGAUGGAAUUGCGUCAAUUCAAACCCGCUUAUCAUUGCAAAAUCGAAGGAGUAUGGACCGACAUCGGCGGAGCUCGUCGAGCAUUGAGUAUUACGGAGGACCCAGUGACCGUGAAGGACUCAUGCGUUCGUAUGAUGUUGAAUCAGGAGCUUUCGGCCUACAGGAUCUUGCGGAAGAGAGUGAUGACGGACAUCAAGAGGACUCGACGCAGAAACGGAACGGCUCUGCGCACCCUCCAACAUCACCAAAGGUUCCUGGCACAUGAAACAAAAAUAUCUUGGAAUUUCUCCCAUCGUCUUCUCCUUCGAUUACGUGCUUUCCAUUCCUUCCCAGAUUCGUCGACUUAUUUUCCCGCCUCCAACCAAACUAUAUCACACAUAUUCUUUUUUACCUCCCCUCAGAUAUAUAAGGGGGUUUGCCCAUGAAUAAUGGAAACGAUCACGAAAAGUACACAUCGAAUUUUGUGAUGAUCCAUUUUCUUCCUUCACUCUCUUAACAUGGUCAUACAGGUCGGGUUGGACUCGAACAAUCAAAUAGCAACAACAGCUAUGAUGCGGGGUUGUAUUUCAUUCUUCUUCUUUUUUUCAUAUUUAUUUGUUUUCUUUCUCCCUACCAUUCAGUCGAGCUUGGGCGGGACAUAUUGAUCAUACGGGUUAUGUUAGGGCUAGGUCAAGCUAUGUUUGUUGGGUUUAGGGUAGGUAAUGAAUCUCUCCCUCACUUGCAUUGUAAAAAACAGGGGGGUAUUAAGGCGUUUGUGCUCCUAUGCUUUACUUUACUUUUACUUUUUUUCCCCCUCAUUUUCCUGCAUUCCCGUGAGGGAUUCGCCUGAAAUCUAGAUCUCAUUUUUCUCGGU